AUGAUGGGGGACACGGGGGACGCGGGGGUCGUGGGGACCGGCGGCUCGGGGGUGUCCCGGGUGCCGCAGAGCGAGCUGCUCUUCCCCGGGGAGCCCUACUCGGUGUCCGUGCUGAAGGUGGGCUACUGCCGGCCGGGGGCGGACGGGAGCUUCCGGGCCGACGGGACCGUCAGCCUGCUCACCGGGCCCCAGACCAUCCUGGUGGACACCGGGGGGCCGUGGGACCGGGACUUCCUCCUGGCGUGCCUGAGGGACCGGGGCCUGGACCCGGCGGACGUGGACUGGGUGGUGGGCACCCACGGACACUCGGACCACAUCGGGAACCUGAACCUGUUCCCCGGAGCCAGGCUCAUCGUGGGAUACGACUGGAGCGAGGGGGACACGUACCGCCAGAACCCGCUGGCCCGGGGCCUGCCGGUCUCCAUAGACCCACAUGUCUCGGUUCUUCCCACGCCGGGCCACACGGGCCAGGAUGUCAGCGUCCGGGUGGACGGAACCGUGGCCGGCACGGUGCUUGUUGCCGGGGACUUAUUUGAGUGCUGCUCGGAUGAGGACAGCUGGCGGGACGUCAGCCUGAACCCUGCAGUGCAGGAGGUCAGCCGCCAGGAGGCGCUGCGCACCGCGGACCUCAUCAUCCCGGGACACGGACCCCCGUUCAGGGUUCUGAGGAGCUGACCUGCACACACACACACACACACACACACACACACACACACACACACAGCGGUUCUGUGUUCCUGGUUCAGAGUGGAGACGGUCCCACUCGGGUUUAAUCUUU
Messenger RNA from Salarias fasciatus (jewelled blenny), 778 nucleotides. It is a transcript of the gene mblac1, whose product is annotated as metallo-beta-lactamase domain containing 1. Bases 1 to 675 code for a protein of 224 amino acids. The transcript is spliced from 2 exons. The record is from RefSeq and is a predicted model, not a curated record. NCBI's taxonomy places the organism in Eukaryota, Metazoa, Chordata, Actinopteri, Blenniiformes, Blenniidae.